AUGUCAUCUGAGCAAAAUGUGGUUCAACAACAACGUAAAAGGAGAAGAAUUCCAAAAUCUUGUGAAGCAUGUAGAGUGAAGAAAUUGAAAUGCGAUCGUGUAAGACCAAGAUGCUCUAGUUGUAUAAUUAGACAGAUUUCAGAUUGUCAAUAUGAAGAAGAUCGAAUGCUUGGUCAUGGAAAGAAUAGGAAGAAGAAAAAUAAUGAUGAUGAUGAUGAUGAGGGUGAUGAGGGUGAUAUUGAAACAAAAAACUCAGCUCCUAAGAAGAAAAUUUUGUUAAAUGGUGUGAGUAAUUCAUCUAGAGGUCAUGUGAAUCCUUUUGCUAGUAUGGUUUAUGUACAUAGAUGUUUACCCAAGGGAAAAAUUAUGGUACAAGGACCUACUUCAUUAAAAUCGUUUGUAGCAAAUAUUCAUCCUCCAUUUACAGAAAAAUUUGAACAAUUAUGGAGGAAGACAGAACCUGAAAGGUUAUUAUGGCAAGACGAACAUAAGGAAACAAUUGCAAGAACUGAUCCGUUGAAAAAUAUGAAUGGACCUUUGUUAGGAUCAGAGACAAGUAUCUUAGAGUUAUGUUCUGGUUUGCCAGAUUAUCAAACACUUUUGGAGAGUAUGAAUCAAUUCUUCUCAGGAAGUCCCCUAUAUGAUAUAAGUACCAUUCUCUCAAAGUCAGAUACAAUGGAGGCAUUUCAUACUUCUUUUAUACCUGAUGGAACAAUAUGGAAACUUCAAGAUAGAUUAGUGAAAAAAAUUGGAAUGCCUGUUGGUCCACAUCAUUACCAAUUAGGUAUAUUAUUAAUGAUCAAUAGAUUAGUUCAUUGCAAAGAAAAUAUUGAUCCCAAGAUAGAAAUCUUUUUGAAUAAUUUAGAGAAUCAGAGUCAGGCAAACGGUUGCUAUAUUUCACAAUGUCAAUUCUUACUUCUGCGUUGGUAUCAUAGAAAAAUUUAUUUCACAAAGAUUGAUGAUGUUAAAUUGCUAAACCUUGUAAACCUUAUAGUAGAUACAUCUAUGAAUUUAGGUUUACAACUUGAUAUUGAGAAAAUUUAUGCGGGUGAUGCAAAUAUACAAUUGUUGAAAAAUAUGUGGUAUUGGAUUCAAUUUGCUGAUUUAAGUAUAUCAUUUCAAUUUGGUAGACAGCUUAAGAUUAGCGCAACAGUUUACAAAAAUUUUCCUUAUAAUGAUACCGAAGAAUCAAGUUUUAUUAAAAAAUUGAAUAGGUUUUUAAAGACAGUUAGAGAACCAUAUGAUUCAAUUUAUGAUCAAACUACAAGCCCUGAUCUUCUUACUAGUUGUGAACAGAUAACACAUUUUUUGACUAUUGAAUUUCCAAAUAUUUCAGACUAUUUUCGAAAUCCAUACGAAUGGAAAGUUGCAGUAAGUGAAUUAAGAAUCUUAACUUUAGCUUUAGGUAUUUUAAUUGCUAUGUAUGGUUUAAGGUUUAAGAUGAUAGGAGAAAGAACACUUGAAUUGAAAAACAAUUUCACACAAAUAACAUUGAUAUCAUUCAAACUAAUAACCGAUAUAUUAGAGCAUUGUUGGCGUUAUGAUAAUGAGUUUUUCUUAAAUUUGGUGACAUCUUCAAAUUCAUUAACACCAUUUCUAACAUUGGCAAUUUCAUUAUCUGAGGGACUGUUUCAAAGAGCUCAUAUGAAUUUUAUGAGCUUGAUUUACUACAAGAUUACGUUGUUCAAUGAAGGUUACUUCAGACCAUACGAUCUUCAAUCGCUUGAUUGGGAUUUGUCAACUCUAGAAACACGUAAUGAUAAGAAUAUCACUAUAAAUACAGCAUUUGAGCUUUACACAGGGAUAUUUUCCCGUUGGCGUCAACCUGCUGCGAUGGUCAUGAAAGGUGUAUUGAAGAGGUCUUACUCAUAUUUCUUAAUGAUUCUUUUACAAAAAAUAAGUAGAAUGAUUGUUGAAAAGGUUAUCCAAUUUAGACUAAAAUCUGAAGAAACUGUUAGAUAUUCAGCAAAUGUGGAUGGAGCUGGGGUACCAUCCCAGAACACAGAAAAUUAUAUUACUAAAAAUUCUACUUCUAAUGAAACUGCUGAUGGAGAGGAUGUUCCCUACGAUGAAAAGACAUUACUAGGGACUCAAUUGAAUAGUCAAGUCUCAGAUGAAUUUUGGGGAAGUUUUAACGAUUACUGGGAAGAGCUUCUAAAGAAUGAUUACAAUCUAACCCAGGAUUUUAUAUAG
Messenger RNA from Maudiozyma saulgeensis, 2193 nucleotides. The record is from the annotation of a GenBank genome assembly. NCBI's taxonomy places the organism in Eukaryota, Fungi, Ascomycota, Saccharomycetes, Saccharomycetales, Saccharomycetaceae.